Molecule: messenger RNA, 648 nt
Organism: Alosa alosa (allis shad)
Lineage: Eukaryota; Metazoa; Chordata; Actinopteri; Clupeiformes; Clupeidae
Product: olfactory receptor 10A6-like
Exons: 2
Coding region: 1-648 (215 amino acids)
Biological process (GO): G protein-coupled receptor signaling pathway
Cellular component (GO): membrane
Molecular function (GO): olfactory receptor activity; G protein-coupled receptor activity
Source: RefSeq, a predicted model, not a curated record
AUGGCAGCUGGGAUGGGAGGCAUCACGGAAGCCCUUGCCCUGCCCAUCACGGACCUCACUGAGAGGAACCCUGGAUCAUUUCAAAUAUCCUGGAUCGCCUGUUUGGUCCAAAUAUUUUCUAUUAAUACAUAUGGAGGAUGUGAAAUGAUGAAUUUAAUGAUGAUGGCUUAUGAUCGGUUCAUUUCCAUAUGCUUCCCUUUAACCUACGAGAAAUUAAUGUCCCCUUCAAAUGUCAUCAUAUGCAUCAUUUUCAUUUGGCUCAUUCCAUUUGGUCGGGUUACCAUUACCCUCUCAAUCACGGCAAGUCGAAGAUUUUGUGGGAACAUAAUUGAAAAAGUUUAUUGUGACAACUACUCUGUAGUAAAACUGGCAUGUUCAGACACUACAAGCAACAACAUAUACAGUACAACUAUGACAUUUAUUUAUGUCCUCCUGCCAUUUUUUAUUAUAAUUUAUUCAUACGUAAGAAUAAUUCUAAUUUGUCUUCAGUUCACAAGAAAAGGGCAAACUAAAGUAAUGAAUACCUGCACACCACACCUGAUAUCAAUAUGCAGCUUUUUUAUUGGAUGUGCAUUUGAACUCUAUCAAAGUAGGUUUGACAUGAGUCAUGUUACAUACACACUUCGAGUCAAACUGGGGUACGCGUAA